This is a messenger RNA of Punica granatum (pomegranate), 3466 nucleotides long. Lineage: Eukaryota; Viridiplantae; Streptophyta; Magnoliopsida; Myrtales; Lythraceae. The record is from RefSeq and is a predicted model, not a curated record.
UUUACAUUUAAGAAUUUCGACAUGGUAGUUGGAGUAUGUCAACGGAUUACAAUUUACAACUAGAAAACAUAGCUUUGCUGUCUCAUGAUGUUUCUUGGCCGGCCUUGACAUUACAGAUAUCUUACUUAAAGAGUAAGGAACUUCCCUUCACUUUGAAAAUUACAUUGAAUGGCCAGAGGUUCUUCUGAUUGCUGAAAAGAUGAGAACUUGGCACCUCGGAGUCUACUGUUCGGCCUUUUGCCUUCAUGCUGCUCUUCUUUACUUAUACUCCACCUCUACCGCCUUUGGAUUGACUAGGAGCUCUGAGACCGAUCGCCAAGCACUUGCCGAGUUCAAGAACAGCAUAACUGGUGACCCCCUUGGAGUUCUGAGCACGUGGAACGGAUCCAUCCCUAUCUGCCAAUGGCGAGGAGUUACUUGUGGGUCCCGGCACCGCAGAGUGACUGUCUUGAACCUUCGAUCGUUGGGACUGGCGGGGACGAUCUCCCGCCAUGUGGGAAACUUGAGCUUCUUGAGAGAGCUGCAUCUCGAGAACAACAGCUUCACUGGUGAAAUUCCCCCUGAGAUUGGCCGCCUCCGCAGGCUUGAGCUUCUAAGGGUAUUCAACAAUUCGAUCAGCGGUAAGAUCCCCAGUAACAUAUCACUUUGCUCGAAUCUCAGAUCCAUGAGUAUUGCUGGCAACCGGCUCGAAGGAGAAAUCCCCUUGCAGUUCGGGUCCUUGUCGAAGCUAAGGUUUCUCACGAUGACAAGGAACAACCUUACUGGUCCAAUCCCUUCAUCCUUCGGUAACUUGUCAUCCCUCGAAGUGCUAUCCUUAACUGAAAAUGCGUUCACACGUAUUCCUGAAACUCUAGGCCAAUUGACAAGGCUCACAUAUCUAGCCCUUGGAGGAAACAGAUUGUAUGGCACCAUCCCAAACUCGAUCUUCAAUAUUUCAUCCUUGACAUUGCUUAAUAUAGUGGGUAAUCAGAUGUACGGUUCUCUUCCUUCUGACACGUUCACGAAUCUCCAGAACAUUGAAUAUUUCGGUAUUGCCAUGAACCGAAUAACUGGGACUCUUCCUACAUCUAUAUCCAAUGCUUCAACUUUACAAAGACUUCAAAUAACUGAAAACAAGCUCAGUGGCAGAGUCCCAUCUUUGGCAAAGCUGAAUAAACUCCGGUAUUUUCAUGCUUCAUACAAUUUUCAUGGAACCGGUGCAGCAGGUGACUUGGACUUCUUGUGCGCUUUAACCAAUGCCUCUAACUUGGAGCAAGUGGCCAUUAAUGGCAACAAUCUUGGAGGAAUGCUACCACAAUGCAUCGGGAACUUCUCGUCAACUCUAAGAAUCUUGCUUCUGCACACGAACACCAUAACUGGAAGUAUUCCCUCUGGCAUAGGAAACCUCAGAGGCUUGGAGACCUUAGACUUAGGUCAGAACCGAAUUUUGAGCAGCAUCCCUCCCGCUAUUGGGAAUCUGGGAAAACUUGUGAUUCUGUUUUUAAAUGACAAUGAGCUCUCCGGGAGCUUGCCAUCCUCUAUUGGAAGUCUAAAGCAGUUAACUAGGUUGGACUUAACCAAUAACAAGCUUUGGGGUCAGAUACCAUCCAGUUUGGGCGAUUGCCAGAAUCUUAUUUCUUUGGGUCUUUCUGGUAACAGUCUUUCAGGGAUCAUACCCAUUCAGGUAUUCCAUCUUGGGUCCUUGUCCAUCUACCUGGACUUGUCGAGGAACCAGCUUAGCGGUUCACUCCCUAUGGAAGUCGGAAAUUUGAAGAACCUGGGGAUAUUGGAUGUCUCAGAGAACAGGCUGUCUCAGGGGAUUCCGGUCAGUCUUAGCAAGUGCAUGAGAUUGGAGAUCUUGAACCUGCAAGGCAACAACUUUAAUGGAAGCAUUCCUUCACUGAGUUCUCUAAGAGGCAUCGAGGAGCUAGAUCUUUCUCGUAAUAAUUUAUCCAAGGAAAUUCCAGAUUUUCUCGAGACCCUUGAGUUCUUGUGGAAAUUAAAUCUGUCUUACAACAAUCUCGAUGGCCCAGUGCCAACAAGUGGAGUUUUUAAGAACCUUAGCGCAUACUCAGUCCUCGGAAACAGUAAGCUCUGCGGGGGUUUGCCCGAAUUAAAUCUGCCCAGUUGCAGCAAUGAGAUAUCCAAGAAAGAAGACACAUCCAAGACAUGGAAAAUAGCAGUUUCUGCUGUUUCCAGGUUUCUAGGCAUAUGCAUUUGCCUCCUUGUUCUGUUCUCUUGCUGGAGAAGAAAGAAGAAGAUAGAAGUAGUUUCGCCAAAUCUCCUGGAAAAUUCCCUUCUGAAGUUAUCCUACCAGAGCCUCCUAAAAGCAACCGACGGGUUCUCACCAGCAAAUAGGAUCGGGAGGGGCAGUUUCGGUUCAGUCUACAAGGCACUUAUCGAGCCUGAUGGAAGAGUUGUCGCUGUUAAGGUUCUUGAUCUUGAGAAUGGCAGAGCUUCCAACAGUUUUGUAGCAGAGUGCGAAAUCUUACGGAAAAUCAGGCAUCGGAAUCUUGUCAGGCUACUCACUGCCUGCUCGAGUAUUGACAAUCAGGGGAAUGAUUUCAAGGCUCUCGUGUACGACUUCAUGGCCAAUGGGAGCCUCGACGGAUUGUUACAUCAGAAAACAAGUGAAAGUGACAGCACCAAUAGGGAAAGGAAAAAUAAAAAUUUGAAUAUUGUUCAGAGACUGAAAAUCGCAAUCGAUGUAGCUUCCGCCUUGGAGUAUCUUCAUCACCACUGUGAUAUGCCUAUUAUUCAUUGUGAUCUGAAGCAGAGCAAUGUUCUUCUUGAUGAAGAAAUGGUUGGCCAUAUUGGCGACUUUGGAUUGGCUGAGACCCUUUUGGAUAAUUCUAGCAAUGGCACAUCGAAUGAUAAGAAAUCUGUUGGAGUUCGAGGAACGAUCGGCUAUGCUGCUCCAGAGUAUGGAAUGGGGAGUGAGGUUUCAACAAGCGGUGAUGUUUACAGCUACGGCAUCCUUCUGUUGGAACUUUUCUCUGGGAUGAGUCCCACUGAUGAGAGAUUCACCGGGAGCUUCAAUCUCCGUAACUAUGUCGAGGCAGCCUUGCCAAACCAUGUGAUGGAAAUCACAGAUCCAGUGAUUCUCCCAGAAAUGGACGAUGAGUUGAUUUAUGAGAAACUCGACGGAAGGGAUGGCAAAUCAUGGGAUUUGAGAGUACAGGAAAGCUUGGUCUCGAUAUUCAGAAUUGGAGUCACCUGCUCAGUGGAAUCACCAAAAGACAGGAGAAGCAUCGGGGAAGUUGUGGUGGGGUUGCAUUCAGUCAGAGAGAAGCUUCUUCGAGACGGAAAACAUAGGUUAGGAAAGGGUGCAACUUCUUCUGUGAUGAAAAUCUAAGCUGUUUAGUAUUUGCGAUUGUACAUCCUUCCCAUGCAGUCCACGAUCACGUCUCAUACAGGGAAUGAGAUUGAAGGAAUGGAAUUGGAUUGCCAUGUAAAAGGAUUUGUUUUACACCAUGAUUCCAAUUUA